Messenger RNA from Miscanthus lutarioriparius, 588 nucleotides. The record is from the annotation of a GenBank genome assembly. Lineage: Eukaryota; Viridiplantae; Streptophyta; Magnoliopsida; Poales; Poaceae.
AUGGCGUCGUUCUCGGAGGCUCCCCACGGGAACCCCAAGGCGGGCGAGAAGAUCUUCAAGACCAAGUGCGCGCAGUGCCACACGGUCGAGAAGGGCGCCGGCCACAAGCAAGAUUAUGAUAGAAUUGAUCAGGAAGCUGAUGAAUGGAGGGCUAAGCAAAUAGCCAAGGAUAUUGCAAAGCGGAAGGUGGAAAGCAUGCAGCAGAUUGCUAGAAAGAAAGCAAAUGAGGAAAGAAAGCGUCUAGAAUCUGAGCUGGAGCUUGCCCUAAUGGUCGAGAAACUCCAGGAGCUUCGGUCUAUAAGAGUUCAAAAAAUGAAGAAACAAGGUCAUUUUCUUCCUGAAGAGGAUGAUAAAUACCUCGAGCGUGUUAAGGCUGCAGUCGAGGAAGAGGAGCGCCAAGCUGCAUCUGCUGCUCGAACUGAUGCUGUUAAGGAUGCUAUUCUGACUGCUGAGGAAUCAAGGAAGCCUCCACAGAAUGCCAAUUCUCAAGAAGGUGGUUCUGAACAACCUAGUGGACCAUCUGAAGACAGGGACCUGGGAGAUGGCGGGAUAAAUGAGAGAAAUGACCAGGCAAAGCCAGAAAACUGA